AGCCUGGUGCUCGCGCCUGUACAACCUCAGGAAACUUCAAUUUCACGACUAGACUCGAAUGCUUGUAACAUCGGUGUGCAAGAGAUUGAUAAGAGCCCAUUUUCGUUCUCGAAGGGUUGAUCGGAGCUUCGAAAUAGCAGACUAUGAGGCCUGAGAUCGUUCUAUUUGGGGAUUCUUUGACUGCGCAAUCCUUCGGCUCAGGCGGAUGGGGAGCUGCGCUUGCUGACACUUACUCUCGGAAGGCCGAUGUCCUAGUUCGUGGCUACGGCGGAUACAAUACUCGAUGGGCUUUGUUUUUACUUCAUCACAUUUUUCCAUUGGAUAUCCCAAAGGCCCCCAUUGUUGUGACAAUUUUCUUUGGGGCCAAUGAUGCAGCUAUUUUUGGGAGAACAAGUGAGAGACAACACGUACCUCUUGACGAGUACAAGGAUAAUCUUAAAAAGAUGGUAAAUCAUUUGAAGGAGUACUCCCCAACCACGUUGGUGAUACUUAUUACUCCUCCUCCUGUCGACGAGGACGGGCGUAAUGAAUAUGCACGAUCUCUUUAUGGUGAUAAAGCAAGGGAAUUGCCUGAGAGAUCAAAUGAAGUAACUGGACUUUACGCGAAACAAUGCCUUGAACUAGCUAAGGAAAUGGGUCUUCUCGCCAUUGAUCUAUGGUCCAAGUUGCAGGAAACAGAGGGCUGGCAGAAAAAAUUUCUCAGGGAUGGAUUGCAUUUCACGCCAGAAGGCAACGUAAUUCUGCACCAAGAACUAGAGAAAGUACUGAAUGAAACAUCAGUUUCUGCUGCAAAAUUGCCUCUUGAUUUCCCACAUCACUCAGAAAUCGAUGGAAAAAGCCCCGAAAAGGCCUUCCAAUAUCUUUCUUUGUGAUAUACUUUCAUCAUCAUAUCAUAUCUUGUUAUGGAAGAAAGCUUUAUUUGUAUUUGCAUUUGAUUGUAAACCAUAAUUUUCUGUCUUCCAUUUGGUAUCAUCUUGUUUGAUGAGUAUGAAUAUUAAAUAUUAGAGACCAAAAUGUGUUUAUUUGAAAUAAUUCUUUUAAUGUUUAAUUAUUAAUAAA
This is a messenger RNA of Cucurbita moschata (crookneck pumpkin), 1059 nucleotides long. RefSeq names its product GDSL esterase/lipase At5g62930. The transcript is spliced from 6 exons. Gene Ontology annotation, molecular function: hydrolase activity, acting on ester bonds. The record is from RefSeq and is a predicted model, not a curated record. The coding region runs from base 144 to 872 and encodes 242 amino acids. NCBI's taxonomy places the organism in Eukaryota, Viridiplantae, Streptophyta, Magnoliopsida, Cucurbitales, Cucurbitaceae.